Molecule: messenger RNA, 1161 nt
Organism: Nanorana parkeri
Lineage: Eukaryota; Metazoa; Chordata; Amphibia; Anura; Dicroglossidae
Product: vomeronasal type-2 receptor 26-like
Exons: 3
Coding region: 1-1161 (386 amino acids)
Biological process (GO): G protein-coupled receptor signaling pathway
Cellular component (GO): membrane
Molecular function (GO): G protein-coupled receptor activity
Source: RefSeq, a predicted model, not a curated record
AUGGCCGCUGAGGAGGGAGCUCUGUCCGGCCCAAUAGCUAGGUCCUGUCAGAUCUGCCGCGGAGGUACUUGCCUGGCAUCAGACACCUUGCACGAACGCCAGGCAAGUGGUUAUGUCGGCUUAAGGAGAAUUCCCCAAGCUCGGUGCAGUAAACCGUGUCCUCUGGGAUCCAGGAAAAUUCCAGCUGGAGGAAUCCAUGCCUGUUGCUAUCUCUGUGUGCCUUGUUCUGCUGGGGAAAUCUCCAAUGUAACAGACAGUGACAUCUGCCACAAAUGUCCAGAUGACCAGUGGCCAGAUGAAAGAAAAGUGAUCUGUAUCCCCAAAACAUAUGAAUAUCUGUCCUAUGAGAAAGACAUCAUGACUGGGGCAUUUGAGGUUAUCUCUCUCUUAUGUUCUGUUGCAACUCUAUGUAUGCUGGCAUUGUUUGUUUUAUUCCGGGACACUCCAAUUGUGAGAGCAAACAACCGGACUGUGAGCUUCAUUCUCCUCACCUCUAUCUUGCUGAGCUUCCUCUGUGUCUUCUUGUUCCUUGGUCGUCCUGUCCAUAUAAGCUGCAUGCUGAGACAAAUGUCAUUUGGGAUCUUCUUCUCCAUCGCUGUCUCUUGUGUUCUAGCCAAGACUAUCACAGUCUGCAUUGCCUUCAAAGCCUCCAGACCUGGCAACUACUGGAGGAAGUGGGUGGGAGAGAAGAUUUCUAACUGUGUUGUCAUAAUCUGCUCUUCUGUCCAAGUUCUGAUCUGUAUUACUUGUCUGUCAAUGUCUCCUCCUUACCAAGAGUAUGACAUGCACUCUUCUCCUGGGAAGAUCAUCAUUCAGUGUAAUGAAGGGUCAGUUAUCGGGUUCUUCUCUAUGUUGGGGUAUAUGGGGCUUCUGGCUGCUGUGAGCUUUGUUCUGGCUUUUAUGGUGAGGACAUUACCGGACAGUUUUAAUGAGGCCAAGUACAUCACAUUCAGCAUGCUGGUGUUCUGCAGUGUCUGGAUUGCCAUGAUCCCGGCUUAUCUGAGCACCAGAGGAAAGUAUACAGUAGCUGUGGAGAUAUUCGCCAUACUGACCUCCAGUGCUGGAUUAUUAGGAUGUAUAUUUUUCCCUAAAUGUUACAUAAUUAUCAUAAAACCUGAGAGAAAUUCUAGAAAGCUUAUUUUGGGCAAAGUAAAAUUCUAA